AUGCCAUCACUAGAAGAAUCAUUCACUACGGCCAUUGCCGAAGGCAAAAUCCCAGGAACAGUCUUGAUGGCCACUAAUGAGACAGGCACCUUUCAGUAUUCAAAAGCAUUUGGUCCCUCGUCGUUACAUGGAAUACAAAAUGACCUUAAACUUGACGCGGUAUUCAUCCUUGCCAGCUUUACCAAGUUGAUUACGACGAUUGCAGCCCUGCAGUUGGUCGAGCGUGGAAAAUGGACACUGGACGAAAAUGUUUUCGACAUUCUCCCAGAGCUAGAGACGCUGCCAGUCUUGACACAGAUGAAGGAAGGGAGAGCCGUGCUAAAGAAGAGAGAAAAAGAAAUCACCUUGCGGCAUCUCCUUACCCACUCCUCUGGCGUUGGAUACAGCAUGACUUCUACUCUCAUCCAGGAGUAUCAUGCUUCCAUUGGACUGCCUCCUACUGCGUCGUUUCCGGAUGUGAUAAACCGCUUCGGCUGCCCGCUUUUGUUUGAGCCAGGUAGUUCUUGGCAGUAUGGUGGCAGUCUGGAUUGGGUUGGGUUGGGUGUUGCCCGAAUCGCUAAGAUGUCUUUAGAAGACUAUUGUCUACAGAACAUCUUUGGACCGCUGAACAUUACGGACAUAACUUUCUGGCCGGAAAGGCAACCAGAGCUUAAUGCCCGCUUGGCAGGCAUGACGGUCCGCGACUCCGAUGUACCAGACGGUAAAGUAAGGGUGCUCCCAUAUUCAGGGCCCAACCCUGGUGGAGCAUACGCUGAAGAAUUCGGUGGCCAGGGCGCCUAUGGCACAUUGCCCGAAUUCAUGAAGAUCUUGCAAAGCCUACUCGCAGACGAUGAGAAACUAGUAAAGAAGGAGACCACGGUCGACAUGUUUCAGCCUCAGCUCAGCCGCGAGAGCCAGAGGUCCCUUCAGGAAUCUUUCGGCGACAUUAACAGAAGUCGAUUGUUCGUUGGCACGUUUCCAGAGCAUGUGCGAUAUGAUUGGGGACUUGGUGGCUUAUUAACGAUGCAAGAUGUCACAAUCGACGGGAUGCAGUGGAGGAAGAAGGGCUGUAUGGUUUGGAGCGGAAUGCCAAAUUUAUUCUGGUUCCUAGACCGAGAAGUUGGGCUAUGUGGUGUUUAUGGAACGCAACUACUACCUCCUGGAGACACUAAAACCAACGAGAUGAUUGCGUUCUUUGAGAAAUCAAUAUAUGAGCUAUAUGCUAGGUUUAAAGAAGAACAUUAG
Molecule: messenger RNA, 1224 nt
Organism: Trichoderma harzianum CBS 226.95
Lineage: Eukaryota; Fungi; Ascomycota; Sordariomycetes; Hypocreales; Hypocreaceae
Exons: 3
Coding region: 1-1224 (407 amino acids)
Source: RefSeq, a predicted model, not a curated record